AUGAAACUAUUUUUGAAGAAAUUUGCUAAUUUAGCAUAGAUCAAUAACAAUAUUCAGAAUGGAUUUCCAAUAAGAAAUCUGUUCCAUUAAUUAAUAAAGAAUGUCCAAAAGAUCCUUUUGAUUUAGAGAUUGAAAGAAUUAAACAUGAAGCUUAAUUAGUUGAAGAAUAAUAAAAAGCUUAAGAAAAAGUUCUUUCAGCUGAAAAAAAUAAAAAAGGAGCUUAAAAAAGAAGCUAAGAAAAGUGAAGCUGAAUUAGAGGCUGAAAAAAAUAGAUAAAAUGAAUUACGUAAAUAAUAAAUUUAAGAUGCUAUUAAUAAAUAAUAGAAUAAGAAAAGAAAAAUUACAUCUUUAAUAUUACAAAAGAUAAUUAGCAGAUGUUCAAUUAUAGAAGGUUGGACAUGGAAUUCUAUUAGAAUGUUUAUUAGAUUAAUUAUAAAUUGAAUCUACAUAUUUAACAAACUCUUAGAUUCCUCCUUGUUGAGAAGUUUAGGAAGAUGCAGAUAAAGUUAACAAAAUAUUAAAAAAUCUUAAAGGUUAAUCAAAUGAAUAUAUUAAGAGCAUACUUUGCAUAAUUACAUGAUCAACAAUCCAUAAUAGAAAGAGAACAUAAAAUAUUUGAUAAUUUAUGUUAUCCAGGGAUUGAUAGAUAAGGAUUGCAAGAAAUUCCAGAAAAAUCAGAGAAAUUAAGAAAAGCUAACAAAUCUAAAUUAUAUCCAUUUGUAAAUGUAGAUGUUAAUGAAUUUGAAAGGAGAUAAUUGUUAUUGUAAUUUGAAGAAUUGUUCAAAGAAAAAGAAUGGCAUUUUGGUGAUAUAAUAUAUAUGGAGAGACAUAAUAGAAAUACAUUAAGAUAGAAAUUCUAUAAAGCUUUAUUGUAUGAUCCAUAAGUUAUUACUAAAUAUUUACAAGAUGAUGAUGCUCUUAUGAUUUAUAAACCCUUCCUUGAAGAACUUUAAGGGAAAAAUGGUCAGCUGGAUGGGGAGUUUUACCAAAUCUUGAAUAUUAUAUAUAAGUUAGGAAUUUCAAUAGUGAUUUCUUUUAUGAUAUAGAUUAUUAAAAUAUUGGAGCUAUUACUGAAAGAUGUAAAAUUAUAUAUCCCACAUAUAAUUCCUUAAUUUUGGCCACUAAAUUUACAGUUGGUGAAAAAGAACGUCUUAGAUAUAGAGUUAUUAAGGAGAAUGUAAGUUAAUUUCUUAUCUUGAAAAAUAAGAAGUACCAGAUUCAAAAUCAUAUUAAACUAAUAGAGUUCAUAUUUUUUAUACAUAAGAUGGAUGGGUUUGUAAAUGUAUAGCAGAUGGAGAAGUUGUUAUUAUUACUGCAGAAGAGAGAGUUAAAUUAAAUAACUAAGGUGAAAAAAGAUAAUUUGGAUAUAAAUGUUUUCACCUUCAGAUCAUAGAAAAUCUGGUGUGUAUACUAUUGAUUUAAAUAGAAAAUGUAUUUUUACUAAAGAUGAUGAAUAAAAUUACUUUGAAAUUGAUGAAGAUGGUAAUGUUAUUACUAAAUUAUCUGCUGCAUAAACUUAAAAUUUAGAACCAUAAACUCCUGAUUAAAUUCCA
Messenger RNA from Paramecium sonneborni, 1553 nucleotides. The record is from the annotation of a GenBank genome assembly. Lineage: Eukaryota; Ciliophora; Oligohymenophorea; Peniculida; Parameciidae.